Adineta ricciae is the source of this 5763-nucleotide messenger RNA. NCBI's taxonomy places the organism in Eukaryota, Metazoa, Rotifera, Eurotatoria, Adinetida, Adinetidae. The record is from the annotation of a GenBank genome assembly.
AUGGAUGGCUUGAUUCCCACUUUCGAUUUAUUGGAGGAGGUGCAAAAAGACUGGUGGCUCGUUUUAUUGGGAAACUCAUGUAGUGGAAAAACGACAUAUGUCCGUUGGCUAACUCUACAAUUUGCAGAAGCUAUUAUUGAAGAAAAGAAGAAAGUAUUUAUCCAUGGCAUUGAUCUAGGAUACCCACGUGUUCCGAUUCUGAUUCGUAUCAAUGAAUUUAUUGAAUGGCACAAGCGAAACCCAAGUAUGGAACUUUUUGAUUAUUUUGGACAACAUACGUGGGUUGGAGAUAUUUAUUGCUCAAAUUCGGAAGAACAGGACAUGUUAAAAACGUUUGUGCUGAAUGGACAUUCAUUAAUUAUAUUCGAUGAAAUAGACGAAGCAACAAGUCCUGAAUCUCGGGGUGAAUUGAAUGAAUUUUUAAGCAAGUUUAUGCAUUCAUACACGCGCACUGCUGACUAUAUAUUACCAACAGAUGAGCCAUCGAUGGCUCAAUGCGGACUUUGGAGAGCCUUUUGGCAUAGAAAGAACCGUGUCAAUGAUAAUGUUGUGAUCUGCACUGGCAGAGAAGCUGGUUAUGAUACUCAACCACUAAGAGGAUUGCACAUCACGCACGUCAAUCAUGGGAAACAAUAUAUUAGCAAAGAUAGCUUAUGUUCAUUUGUUCAAACAUGGUGUUUUCAAGUGUGCCAACAAGUAAUUAGUGCAUUUCAGAAUCUUGUACCAGGACUAAAGAAUCAAAUUCCAAUUACUGAGAACUGGCUCAAACCUGAAAAACUAUGUGCCAAAAUAGAAGCAGACGAAGUUUCACGUGAAAUGACAUCCGAUUUCUUUUGUCUCUCAGCAAUGUGUACUUUGUAUGCACGAUAUGGACUCGAGUAUGUGUGCAGCAAACCAAUCGUUUUUUAUCGAGAUGUUGUCGAACAAGCUCUUCAAGCAUAUAUGAAGUGUAUUCCACAAGUUCCACAGAAUACAGUUGUCAGAAUUUUCUCGGAGUUGGCUUUCUUUAUUACUUCACAUUCAAAAUCAACCUUAAUUGAUGAAUUCGAUCUUAAACGAUUAUUUUGUUAUUUUCUUCAAUGUUAUCAUGAUGAAAGGAAGAAUGCACCAUAUUGGACUAGACGAGACAUUCAAAUCUUGACAGAUCAGCUAGUUCAAGCAUUAAAUGGAAAUGAUGUUGGAAUGUUUUAUUCACGAUCUUUGAAUGUAUAUGGAUUUCGUUACCCACUUUUUCAAGAAUAUUUCGUUGCGUUAACUCUUUUGGAAAAUGGUUUCGACAAAUACGUAAAUAUUGGACGAUUUCUAUUGACUUUGAACUCCCGUAUGGACAAAAGUCGGUUACUCGCGAUGGGCAAAAUUAGUGCCGAAAUGAAUAUAAGACUAUAUGAUCAAUGGUGUUUUCAUUUGACUUCUGGAACUACGCACAUUAAUAAGUACAUACCUCAUGGGCCGUUAUUUUUCGUUCGUGCCUUAAACAACAUCAUUCGUCUUCCAUCAACAUGGAUAGUGUAUCAAGCAUUAUAUAACUUGCUGAAUGUCAGCGGAUUUGAUGACAAAAGAUGUCUAUUUCAGUACUCUCUAACGAGGGCUCUUGAGCAGCUACCAAUGAAGCUAACACAGAAAUGGCUUAAAAUAAUUUUAACAAAAGGGGGCUCUUCUCAACAAAGAGUUCUUUCUUUGUUACAGAAUUACGUUUGCAAAGGGAAAAUGUUACCUAGUUGGAUAACGACGACGUUUUGCGAUACACUCUCAGUACAAUUGGCACAACCAAACAAUUGUUUUGAUAAAACUAUUCACGAAGCUCUAACAAUCAUUAGUAUAUUCAAUCCAUCUUUAUUAGCAACCCAUGUUGGAAGUUUUAAAGGGUUUCUUUUAUCAUCAAUCAAUAUGAUCAAGCAGUUGCCUAUAUCGAUUUUUGCAAUCAUCAUUUCUUUAUACGGUGGGCUUGAAAGAGUUGAAAAUAAUAUAAAUCAGAAUAGCAAUAACGCGAAUAUAAAUCAUCGACUCUCUAAAGAGUGGACAGAAAUGAUUUGUUUUUCGCCAAAACAUAUAUUCAAAGAUUCUCCAUUGACUCCGCUUUUAAUUGAAUACUUAAUUGAUCCAGAUCGUAAUGAUGAAGUAAAGCUGAAUUUUCUUACUGAUCAAUGUCAUGCACUUAUCCAAUCAGCAGAAAAGACUGAUGUAUCUGUCAGUGUUAUCCACAGUUUUGUGGUUUUAUUUUGCAUCAUUGGACCGAAUCACCCACACGAAUUUCAGUCGUACGUGGACUAUACAGCAUUUGAAUAUGCAAUUCAACACAUGGAUCUUAUUCUUACUUACAUAAAAGGUUUCUUUUCUAACAUUACGCAGAAAGGUUUUAAUGAUCACAUAAAAAGUAUUAUGCAACUUGUGUCUCGAUCGCUGACAAAUACGACUAUGUUACGUUUUUCAAGUUUCGUUAUUCGUUUAUAUUCUCAAAUGAUCACAAUUUAUCCACACAGCAGAAAUACAUGGGAUGCGAUAUGGCGUACAUCUUUCUGCUCUGAAAUGUGUCUUUGGCUUUCUGCCAAUCAACUAUACUUCAUCCAAUCAGAUAUCCUCUUGCAGAUGGAUGAGUUAAUGAUCAUUGAAAAUUUAUCGACUUUAUGCUAUGUAGUUCCCAAAGGAACAUCUAUGGAAGAACAUGAAAUUGAAAUACUGGAGAGGAACGAUUUAGAGCUCCUUAUGCACCGAAAACAUCCAUUGCAACUUAUAGCAGAUCGCAACGUAGUUCUCUUGCUAUUAGCAUAUAUUCCCAAACAUCUUCGAACAUUUUAUAUACGUCUGAUAGAAAGAGAAGAUCUUUCUUUUAAGAAUCAAUCACCUCUGGUCUUCAUGCAUUUGGUCGUCAUAUUUUUGGAAACUAGUGAACUAUGGAAUGACAAAUGCAUUCGUUACAAUAUUAUAUUAACGCUUCUUUUACCACUUUUCGAAAAAUAUGGAUUAAAACACUUUAUUUUGUCUAAGCGUUCACAUAUUGAUCAGACUGAACCAAAUGAAAAAGAAAGCUAUUUCAGUCGUCUUCACAGUAAUGAAUUCUUUAGAUCAUAUGCAAAUGAGAUUUUAUCAUUGAGUACUUUAUCUGGUGAAUUAGAUGAAGCAAUAGAACGUGCUAUUGCAGCAGAACAGGACCGUCUUAUAACUGCUUUAUACGAAUCGAAUAUCGAUCGCGUCGACGAACAAUUAUAUUCGGCAUCGAUAUGUCUUGCUCGCCUAGCAAUGAGUGAUUCGGAUAGCAUGGAGAAGAUGGACAGAGUGUAUCUUAUAGAUAAUGCAUGGAGAGCAGCCGAAGAAACUACUGAUUCACUGUGGAAAAUUGAUGCUCUCAUAACUAUUUGUCGUAUCUCAUAUUCACAAUGGUCAAACGAUGCUCUUGAAGCUCGGCUGAAUAUGUUGACGGAAGUGCUAGAACACCUAUUGACAAUUACUGCAUUUCACUGUUACGUUGCAGUUUUUAUUCGUUACCUGUCUUUUGCAGGCAGUAUUGCACGUAUGAGUUCAAACAUAUUCGAAAGCAUCUGGCAGAAAUUACUAGAAUUACCAAGCGUUGAUCAACAGGCAAUAUGCCAGGCCUUUAUAUAUUUUCCUUCAAUUCGAAGGGAUGUUGAACGACGUGUUUUACUAUUACAAUGGUCCAAAGAAAAUACCGCAUUAAGUCGAGUUUUUAAUCUAUGUUCGUCAACAUUUACAACUUAUUUUAAAAAUAACUUAAUAUGUAACGGAUCACAAAACAUGGGCUCAACACUUAUAGCUUGUAUGUAUCUCAAGGAGUUGCAUCUCGAACUGACAUUGUUAAAACAUUUGUUAAUUAAAAGAGAAAAUAACGUAAAAGUUGUUCAUAAUGGUAGUUCUAUUUCUUAUCCAUACGAACAAUGUAAUAUUGUUCUUGAAUCGGAAGAAACAUCACAACAAACCUUAAGCAGUGAUACUGCUUUGGAAAUCUCUCAUUUCCUUGAAUUCAAGUUCAUCGAAAACACUGAACACAUUUUGUUUAUUCAGCAAACACUGAAAACGUACAAUAAAAUCGCAGAUGAUGAUGUUUCACUGUUUUUGAUUAAAUGGCUAGUUUUUCGAGACGAUCAAAUUCGACAACCAGUAGCUGUUGAAGCCAUGUUUUUGCUUAUUCGAUCACAUCAAUGGACAUUAGAAGUAUUGGACAUGUGUUGUGAAUUUCUAACAAGUGAAGAUGAUGAAAUUAGAGAGAGAGCAUUUGCUUGUAUUAAAAAAACAGAAUGGGGUGCUAUUGAAGGAGCAGCUUUAGUGAUUACUAAGUGGUUAUCCGAGUGGAAUCGAAAUAUUUGGAACGCUGCUCCUCCGUUCAUGAGAUAUAAAGAUUUUGGUCUACUUUUUAUUGACGAAAUUUCAGACAUUGAAAUAAUUCUUGAAAAAGAACUUGAUACUUUCAGUGAAUCUUUAGAUCACAAUACAUCCUCGCACUAUUUUUCGUUUAUAGGCUUAAUUUUUGAGCUGUCUACAAACGCUACUAACUAUCUAAUUGAUGUCUUGUGGGUUUUAAGUCAAUCGGUUGACGACAAUGACGGACUGUUCUUAGCUUGGCUCCUAAAAUAUAUACCGCCUAGGUUGUGUGUUGAUACAAAAGAAAUUUUUAAUUGCUUCCGUGAUAUUGUAUGUCAUGAUGGAACUGGAAAUACUGCAUUAUUGGCAAUUAUUAAAUGUCUUCGUUAUUGGCAAAAUGAUGAUCAUGUAAGAAGCCUGCUAUGGCAAAUCAUUGAUAAUAAUAAUAACAUGAGUAUCAGCUAUGAAGAAAUUGUCGUUGCUUGCAUACAUUCUCUGUAUUAUAAAUACAAUAAGCCGAUAGAAGAAACGGAAUUGAAUCGUCUCAGAGAUCUGCAAAACAAGACACUAUCUUUAUGUGUUAGUCAAGCAACUGUGCUGGGUUUACUUUAUCAAGUCAUAGAUCAACCAACAGAAUACACUAUUGAUGAGGUCUAUGUUACUUUCUUGACGCAUAUUUCAGACUAUUUCUCAGUGUACGAUUACGAUAGUACACUUAGAGCAUAUCAAUGGAUAAUAAAUCACAGGGGACAUCUGAUUCCAAUUUUUUUACAAGACAUGUUUGAUAGUAUGAUUCUUGUUAAAGAAUCAAUAAUUGAAGGUGCCGUAUAUGUUGUUGUGAUGGAUAUGAUCAUUAGCCACGAUGCAGACGUUAUUUGUCAUACAGUUCGGCACAGCUUAUUCGGCGAAGAGCGAUUCAAAAAUGCUCUUUAUAAUUUCAGCAAGAGAAGUAACCCUUUCAUACAACUAGAAUGCUUGAAGAUAUAUAGUCACUUUAAUGAAGUCUCAGAAGAAUUUGUGUGCAUGUUAAUGUCGGUGGCACUGCAAGAGGUUCAGUUGAACGAUAUAUAUGGUGUAAUUAGUAAGAUAACAUGCGUGCAGGCACGAUCAAUUGUUACAGAUCUUCUUAAAACAAUGACAUCAUCAUCUUUGACAAAACGUUAUUGUGCUGCUAAAUUACUCGUCCGUUUAGGAAAAGUAGAUCAAGUUUCUGUUAUCGAGGUACACGAAGCUCUAAUCACAGGCAUCAAAGCAUGCCGCUCACAUACUAUAGCUUUGUCAAAAGAGCACCGAAAACUUGAGUGCUUUCUGCUUGAACUUCUGCAUGAACUUUGUACUGAAACAAUGGGAAUCAUCAAUAUGGUAUUUCCCUAUAAUUUAGACGAAGAUUAUUUGACAAAUUUAGAAGACUAUGAACCGCAAUGGCGACAACCUACAUUUAUGUUGUGA